GUGUGUGUGUGUGUGUGUCCAGGUCUAUGAGUUGACUCUCCACUACAGCCAGCACAGCGACCACAACGUGGUGACGGCCUCUCUGGAACUGAUGCAGCAGAUGUUCCGGACUCCUCCCCCGGAGCUACUGCACAUGCUCAUUACGCCCGGCAGCGUUCCGCACGCCAGCGUGUUCCGACGGGACGUGGAGAGACGCGCCCACUCCGGCAGCAUCCUGGAGUUCAUUGCCGGGGGCGGGUCUUCCUGUAAUAGUCCACUCCUCCUCAGAAAACAGAAAGGCAAGAUGCUGUCGGGGGAGGAGGAGGGGUUGGAGGACGACCCUGAGAGGGCAGAGGUCACCACCGGGGCCUUUACAGCCUCUGUCGCGGGCGCCGACGCCACCGCCCAGGUGGUCGACAUCAUUACCCAGCAGCCCCGCUCCUCACAGCAUGCCCUGCAGCCCGGCGACUCCGUGGACCUCGGUGGCGCCUCCUCGGAACAAGGAACGACUGCGCUCGGGACGUCCGGCGGCGAGGGAGGGGCGGGGACUCCCGAGUCGCCCAAUGACAACGCAGCGGACGAGGACAUGCUCAGCCACAGCUCCAGCGGGGCUAACGUUACCCCGGAAACGGCCGACUACGCCACACCGGAGAACGCGGAGAUGCCCGACGGGCCCCUGCUGGACCCCUGGGAGACCCUCGCUAGGGGCGGACUCGCCGCCACGCCUUCAGACGCCGCUGAACUCGUGUUGGACACCAGUGAGAGUCUGUAUUCAGGGAUGCAGAUUGGAACUUUACAGGAUGAGGAAGAAGAGGGAGCCGUACCUUCAUCACACCCUGAACCCUUCUCCCAUUCAGCACUGGCUCUGAGUAGACCCCACCUCCUAGAGGGCAGAGGUCACAACAGACAGGCGUCAGACAGCAGUGUGGAUCACUUCAUACCAAAGGAGGAACCAGCAGAGACCACAGAGCUGGAGAACAAGCCAUCGAGGAUAAAGGGUCCGAUUGGCCACUACACAGACCAAGGGGCGGAGCCUCUGGUUCACUGUGUACGACUCCUCUCUGCCUCCUUCCUGCUGACUGGACAGAAGAAUGGUACGAGUCUGAGAGGUGUCUCUGACCUGUGUGUGUCUCUGACCUGUGUGUGUCUCUGA
Oncorhynchus nerka (sockeye salmon) is the source of this 1132-nucleotide messenger RNA. RefSeq names its product huntingtin-like. Gene Ontology annotation, cellular component: cytoplasm. The transcript has 8 exons. Lineage: Eukaryota; Metazoa; Chordata; Actinopteri; Salmoniformes; Salmonidae. The coding region runs from base 92 to 1132 and encodes 346 amino acids. The record is from RefSeq and is a predicted model, not a curated record.